This is a messenger RNA of Gambusia affinis (western mosquitofish), 761 nucleotides long. Its product is annotated as proline-rich protein 2-like. The coding region runs from base 194 to 685 and encodes 163 amino acids. NCBI's taxonomy places the organism in Eukaryota, Metazoa, Chordata, Actinopteri, Cyprinodontiformes, Poeciliidae. The transcript is spliced from 4 exons. The record is from RefSeq and is a predicted model, not a curated record.
CACCCAGCAGCCGUCCUCUCCACAGUUCGUGGAAAACCUUGUCGCAGCUGCUACACAUCGGGCCCGACUGCUUCUCUCUCUCGAGGACUUAAAAGCGACCAGUCUUUUCUUGUUAAGGGACCGGAAGUGACCACCCGGAGGGAGAUAACCGUUGGAAUAUAAGAAGCAGCUGGACGCUUCAUAAUUUGGCGUCAUGUCCAGGUCAGACUACCCUCCAGGGUACGAGAACUCCCAUAGUCCGAUGUACCCACCUCAGGGCGGGGGCUACCCACCUCAGGGCGGGGGCUACCCACCUCAGGGAGGGGGCUACCCACCUCCACCUUCUUACGGCUUCCCGUCCUAUGGCGGUCCUCAGCCGGGUCAGCCUUCGGCUCCCUAUCCAAGCGGCCCAAAUGCCCCUCUCUUCCCGGGCCAGCCAGCGGGGUAUCCUGCCGCUCCGUACCCAGGACAGCCGCACCCUGCAGAACCUCCGGGAUCGGGCUACCCCGCCCCACCACCAAUGCCUCCAAUCAUGCCCCCCACCAUCCCAUCAGGAGUUCUGAGCUCAGACGAGGAGUUCGCGGCGAGGGGCAGCAACUGGGACGACAUGAGCAUUCGGCAUGCCUUCAUCAGAAAGGUUUACAUGAUCCUGGCCUCCCAGCUCCUCGUCACCACGGCCAUCGUUGCCAUAUUCACCUUCGUGUGAGUACGCAGUUGCAGUUUUUGUUCAUCGCCGUCGGAGGGUCCGCCUGUUGCUAACCGCCUGUUGCUAACCGCCUGUU